Messenger RNA from Salvelinus sp. IW2-2015, 787 nucleotides. Lineage: Eukaryota; Metazoa; Chordata; Actinopteri; Salmoniformes; Salmonidae. The record is from RefSeq and is a predicted model, not a curated record.
CUACUGGAGUGGGGUAUAAAAAUAAGUCUCUACUUGGUCGAAAAUACCAGACAACAAACCAUUAUUUUCCUAAAUGCAUUGAUAUUGAUGCAUUUUUACUAAUUUAUGCAGUGGUAACGCUUGUUAGAGAUUACAUACUAAAAUAAAUACCGGGUGAUAGAUCGGCCAUUUUCGUCUAUCUUCGUCUAAAAGAUCACAUGCAUCUCUUCGACAUCGCUGUUGUUUCUUUUGCGCCAUUUUGUCCGCUCACUUUGGUGAUUGGGCUUUAGAACCCUGUACUGGAGCCAAUCAGAAGGAUACCGGACAGCGAAGACACGGAAGUGACAAUAACAGGAAGUGACUAGCUGACCAUGGAGUACACCACCGCCACCACCUCGACUGGGGAGCAGAUAGUCGUGCAGACGUCCAAUGGACAGAUACAACAACAGACUCAGGGCACAGUGACGGCAGUGCAGCUGCAGACCGAGGCGGCUGUAAUGACGGCCUCUGGCCAGCAGGUGCAGACACUCCAGGUCCAGGGUCAGCCCCUGAUGGUGCAGGUGAGCGGAGGGCAGUUGAUCACGUCGUCAGGGCAACCCAUCAUGGUGCAGGCUAUGGGUGGGGGACAAGGACAGACCAUCAUGCAAGUGCCUGUGUCUGGAGGACAGGGACUACAACAGAGGAGGAACCUCUGUACGUCAACGCUAAACAGUACCAUCGCAUCCUGAGAAGAAGACAGGCCCGCGCCAAGCUGGAGGCAGAGGGCAAGAUCCCAAGAAGAGAGAUGGUAUCAGAGCAUGAGGUCUGA